This is a messenger RNA of Solenopsis invicta (red fire ant), 2435 nucleotides long. Its product is annotated as E3 SUMO-protein ligase ZBED1-like. The transcript is spliced from 6 exons. Gene Ontology annotation, molecular function: protein dimerization activity; DNA binding. Lineage: Eukaryota; Metazoa; Arthropoda; Insecta; Hymenoptera; Formicidae. The record is from RefSeq and is a predicted model, not a curated record. Bases 256 to 2382 code for a protein of 708 amino acids.
UUCACAAAUUAAUGUUUUAUUCGAAUAGGCUGCGUUCGGAAUCCUACCUGUGAGGUAGAGUAGCGUUUAACUGACCAAUCAAAUCAAAGAGAUUUUUGCCUUUCUGUCUUGAUUGGUCAACUAAACUCUCCUAACUUAUGCGUUCAGCGAGCUGUGUUCAGAAAUCCAUGAGUAGGAUUUCUGAACGCAGCUUUAAUUAGUUGAUGGCAAAAAUAAUUGUGUGUCAUAUGUCCAUGUGUCGUGUUUGUUUCAUGGAUGUGCUAUGUUUUAUGGAUACGCAACUACAAUAUGUCCGUUGCAACCAAAAAGAAAAGUGAAAUUUGGGAAUUUUUCACCAAAAACGGUAGUAAUACCUGUAUUUGUAAUUUGUGUGGAAAAGUUUAUAAAACUGGUGGAGGUACUACAAACCUAAAAAAUCACCUUCUUCAUAAACAUCCUUCAUGUAUAACUCCUAUAAGUAAAAAUAAAAAUAAGCCAACAGCUAUAAUAAUUUCAGCCAAGAAAUCAAAAAUAGUGGAAACAGAAGAAAUAGAAAAUGAAGCAAAUUUUGUUGAUAAUGACUCAUUUAAAAUAAUAGAGGAAGGUCAAAGCUCUCAUUCGGAGAUUUCAGGACUUUUAGUAGACAGAUUUGAAACUGUUGAAAAUAAUGUCCACAAUUCUGAUGUGAACUAUAUUUCAACGCCAGCUUCACUGAAAAAUAAAAUCUCUCACUAUGAUUCUUCGGAUUCUAAGAGUUCCUCCAGUUCUAAUUUAACACAACCAUCAAUCGAAAAAAGUUUUAAAAAUCAAAGAAGUUAUGAGCCUGGAGGAACAAGAGAAUGUGAAAUUACGCAGAGUUUAUUGUAUAUGAUUUGCAAAGAUAACCUUCCCUUAAGCUGUACAGAAAAAGAGGGCAUGAAAAAAUUCUUAAAUACAGCGAUACCAUUAUAUAAAGCACCAAGCAGGAAAACGAUUACAUCCCUCAUAGAAAACAAAUACAUUUCCUUACAGGCCAUUGUUAGAAAUAAAAUGAGCGAAGUUAAUAAAAUUUCUAUUACAACUGAUAUCGCGACAGUUAUGAACGCAACUAGAAGUUUUAUUGUACUAACAGCUCAUUAUAUCGAUGAAGAAAAAAAAUGCAUGAAUGCAAUGUGUCUAGGAGUAAAAAAUCUCACUCCUCAUCAUACUGCAAUUAAUAUUUGUGCAGAUUUAAAUGAAAUGCUCGAACAUUGGAAUAUUUCAAAAAAAAGUAUAGUUUCUGUGACUACAGAUAAUGGUGCAAACAUUGUCGCUGGAAUAAAAAUGUUAUUAGCAAAAGAAAAUCCAGAAACUAACAUCCAUGUGCCAUGUCUAGCACAUAAUAUUAAUUUAGUGGUAUGCAAAGCACUUGGCGCUAUUGAUGAUAUUGUUAACAUCAUUGACAAAGUAAAACAGAUCGUUGCUUAUUUCAAGCAUAGUAAUGUUGCCCAAGAUAACAUGCGAAACGAGCAAAAAAAAGAUGGUAAAGGUGAUGGCACUUAUUUGUAUUUAAUACAAGAAGUAGCCACAAGGUGGAACUCAACGUUUUACUGCCUAGAAAGAUUCCAAUUAUUGUCAAAGUACGUGGGCAAAAUUUUGUCCUGUUCAACUCAUAAAAAUGCUCCGCCUAUGGUUACACCACUUGAGUUGGCAAUAAUUGAAGAAUGUUUAUUAUUAUUACGUCCAUUUGAAGCAGCAACGAAAGAUAUUUCUGGGGAGAAAUACAUAUCCGGAAGCUUAGUGAUUCCUCUCGUACAUUGUGUAAAAACUUCGUUACAACGAAUCAAUGUUACUAAUGAAAUAACACAGAAAUUAAAAGAAGAACUUUACAAGCAAACAGAAAAAAGAUUGGAUUCAUAUGAAAAAAAUUUAUUAUUAUCAGUAGCAACAAUUCUAGAUCCUAGAUUCAAGAGAAUUCAUUUUGCAUCACCAUUAAAUGCUGCAAAUGCUAUUAGAUAUAUAAAAGAGCAAAUACGUUGUCAAGGGGCAUUAACUCCGCCUAGAAUGGAGACUUCUCUAGAAAAAAAAGAUCAAGAAGAUAGUAUUUGGAAUAUUCAUGAAGAAGUUGCAGCAAAAUAUACAACAGAUCCACAAAGUCUUGAAAAUCAAGGCCUACCUACAGAAUUAAAACUUUAUCUUGAUCAACCCAUUUUAUAUAGAAAUCAUGAUCCAAUACAAUAUUGGGUAGAAAGAAAGAGUGCCUUCCCAGCAACAUUUCCAGUUGCCAUGAAAUUUUUAACAAUUUUAGGAGCAUCUGUUCCAUCCGAGAGAUUAGUUUCAACUUUAAAUAAUGUUUGCUCCGAUCAUAGAAGUCGGUUGACUCCCGAGCAUACUAAUCAAUUAGUUUUUCUAGGCUCGAUAGAUAAUAGUUAUUGGAGAUUGUAAUAAGAUUUUCAUUCAUAUUGGAAAUUACAAUAAAAAUUUUAAUUAAACAAAAA